UCCGCCACCUUGCAAUCAUGCAAUAUUUUCAGCACUGUUUUACUCUCUCUACCCUCUACUUUUCAUUCGUCCUAUCCUAUACACCUUUUCUCCAUUUCCCGGCGUUAUCUGAACCUCCUCUCUCUCCAAAAGCUUUAACACGCUCUCUCUCUCUCUCUCUCUCUCUCUCUCCUUCGCACAUUUCUCAUGUUUUAUUAGUAUAAAUUAACAACACCAAAUUCAAAACAGUCACAGCUUUCUCUCUCUAAAUGGGUCAGUUUUGGGCUCUUGUUUUCACUGUUCUUUUGCUCUGUUUCUGUGCCAUCUCCACCAAUGUCGACGACACCCAAUUCCAAAGCUAUAUUGUCAGAGUCCGAAACGACUUGAAACCAUCUGGGUUUUCCGUUGUGGAGGAUUGGUACAGUUCCACCAUUACAAGUCUCAGUUCAUACCAAUUAGACUCGAAAAAGUCCGAAACCACCCUGGGAGAAAAAAAGAGAGAUUUCAUUCAUCUAUACAAGACUGUUUUUCACGGUUUCGCUGCGAGACUCACAACAGAGCAAGCUGAAGAAUUAGCCGAACGCCCAGAAAUUCUCAGGAUCUUACCAGACCGAGUUCAUCAAAUUCGGACGACUCGGUCACCUGAAUUCCUAGGACUCUCGGCCAAGAACCCGACCGGAUUACUAACCGAGUCCGAUUCGGGUUCCAACGUCAUCAUCGGAGUAUUCGACACUGGCAUAUCCCCAGAACGACGUAGUUUUCAUGACGAAGGUCUCGGACCCGUGCCUUCUCAUUGGAAAGGAGAGUGCAUUGUGGGAGACAAAUUCACAAAAAUAUCGUGCAACAAAAAGGUAAUUGGAGCACGGUAUUUCAUCGAUGGGUACGAAGCCAGUAUGGGAGCAGUGGACCUCACCACUGACAUCAAGUCUCCACGAGACAGCGAUGGACACGGCACUCACACUGCGUCCACCGCAGCCGGGAGGGAGGUCGCCAACGCCUCCCUGUUCGGCUUUGCGAAAGGCGUCGCGAUGGGAAUUGCACCCAAAGCAAGAAUCGCCGUGUACAAGAUUUGUUGGAAGAGAGGUUGCUUAGAUUCUGACAUACUCGCUGCCUUCGACAAAGCUGUAGACGAUGGUGUUAACAUCAUAUCCCUCUCCAUCGGCGGCGAUGGCGGAGUGCCCUAUAACAUGGAUCCGAUCGCCAUAGGAUCGUUCGGUGCGAUGGCGAAAGGAGUCUUUGUCUCGGCCUCCGCUGGUAACAGCGGCCCUCAGAGAAUGUCGGUGACGAACGUUGCUCCGUGGGUGACUACUGUCGGUGCGAGCACAAUUGACCGGAAGUUCCCUGCUGAUCUUUUGUUACAAGAUGGUACGGUGAUCACCGGUGAGUCACUUUACAAUGGCAAACCGUUUAGUAAAAAGACUUAUUUGCCCCUCGUUUACGCUGCAAAUGUCUCCAACGGCAAUCAGAUAAUUGGCUUCCCUUCUCCGGCUGGCCAAUGCAUGCCAGGCUCGCUGCACAAAAAUCUCAUACGUGGCAAGAUCGUGGUGUGUGAUAGAGGUGGUGUUCCACGUGUCGCCAAGGGAGAGGCUGUGAGAAUAGCUGGUGGGGUUGGGAUGAUCGUCGAAAACAUGUCGCCCGUGGGAGAAGGUUUGGUCGCUGACGCACACUUAAUCCCGGCCUUGGCGAUUACCGAGUCAGCCGGUAACAAAGUUCGUGCUUAUAUAACCUCCUCGAAGAACGCCAAGGCCACCAUAGCCUUUCAUGAGACCCAAGUCGGGGUCGAACCGGCACCAGUCGUUGCCUCUUUCUCCUCAAGAGGGCCAAGUUCUGAAUCCAUGUAUCUUCUCAAGCCCGACGUGAUUGCGCCAGGUGUCGACAUCUUAGCGGCUUGGCCUAACACUCUGGGGCCGUCAGAAUUAUCCUAUGAUACGAGGCGCACCGAAUUCAAUAUACUCUCAGGCACAUCAAUGUCAUGCCCGCACGUGUCUGGCAUAGCGGCUUUACUUAAAGGGGCCCACCCUGACUGGUCACCGGCUAUGAUCCGGUCAUCUCUCAUGACCACUGCAUACAUGCAAGAUCAAAAUGGGAAUCCAUUGUUGGAUGAGAGAAACAACAAUGUAUCAGACGUGUGGGGCACCGGCGCAGGACAUGUGGACCCCGAGAAGGCCGUCAAUCCCGGUCUGGUUUAUGAUCUAACGCUGAAUGAUUACUUGAACUUUCUCUGUGCCUCCUAUUACAAUGAGCAGGACAUACAACAUAUAACAAAUAAAUCAAUAAGUUGUAAUAAGAAGCAACACAAGCCGUGGGAACUCAACUACCCUGCAAUCACUGUUGCUUUCGAUAUGUCACCAAAAUCGUCGAAAUUUGAAGUUGCUGUUACGAGAACAGCAACUCUGGUCGGUGAUGGUGGUGGGUUAGAAGCAACUUAUACCGUAAUUGUUACCGCACCAAGAGGUGCAAAGGUAACGGUUGAUCCUCCAAAGAUGGAGUUUAAAGAGAAAGAUCAAAAGCAGAGCUAUGUGGUUCGGAUUGUGGCAGAGAAGAAGCCUCCUGGCUUAGUGUAUACUGAGCUGGGUAAGUUGACAUGGACGGAUGGCAAACACCAAGUCACUUCACCUAUAGUGGUGAUGUGGCAGGACUAAUCGUAGAGUUUUCAACCCAUACACAUUAUAUUGUGUACAUUUUCUUUGUUGUAAGGUUUCAUGUACCAUAGUCAAUAUAAUUCAGGGAAAUUAAAAAAUGUGAAAGCCUUGUGUGUGUACCACAUAAUGGUGAUUGCAAGACAAAGCCGCCAACAACAACAAUAAC
Molecule: messenger RNA, 2787 nt
Organism: Camellia sinensis
Lineage: Eukaryota; Viridiplantae; Streptophyta; Magnoliopsida; Ericales; Theaceae
Product: subtilisin-like protease SBT1.5
Biological process (GO): proteolysis
Molecular function (GO): serine-type endopeptidase activity
Source: RefSeq, a predicted model, not a curated record